Molecule: messenger RNA, 1015 nt
Organism: Echinops telfairi (small Madagascar hedgehog)
Lineage: Eukaryota; Metazoa; Chordata; Mammalia; Afrosoricida; Tenrecidae
Gene: TMEM253
Product: transmembrane protein 253
Exons: 7
Coding region: 344-949 (201 amino acids)
Source: RefSeq, a predicted model, not a curated record
GGAGGUUCAUGGGAAUGAAGCAAGUGACCAGAGAAGGAACUCAAGAGUGAAGAGAGAUGGGGGCAACAGGAAAUGGGAAAAGAAGGCGGGGCUGGGUAUCCUGUGGAGUGAACUGAGGCUGGCAUCUACCCAGGGCCACUCCUUGGAUCCUUAAGCCCUCAGAAGGACCUUUGUCCCACCACACCCUCGCCCUGACAGUCCUGUCUGUGCCUGAGGAAAUGUGUCAUAUGCUCUGACCAGGCCCCUCUGGGAGCCCCAGGCCCCUGCUGGGUCCCAUCAUCCCUACAGAGAAGCUACUUCAUACUAGCCCAGGAAGCACCCAGUUCCAGUAGUCAGAGGAGCCAUGGAGGAGAGAACUGGUCAGCAGAAGCAGGAGAGGCCCAGCGUUCGUCUGGAAAAGUUACAGCGCUGGGCGAGGCAGCAGCAGAGUGGACACCUCUUGGUGCUGGCGGUGAGCCAGCUAUGGCUAGCAAUUGCUGUGGCGCCCUUUACUGUCUCAGUCGCCUGCCUGAACUCUGCUUGUCACAUGGCCACAGCACUGCCCCUUGGGCCUGCAGCCUCGGGUCUCCUCACUGGGGCUGUCACCCUUGAGCUGCGCAGAGCUCCCCGCCUCUGGAAGGUUCGGGCCAUGAUGACCUGCAAUACCUUCAGCUUGAUCCUGGGCUUCGUGGUGGUGGUGGUCGAGGUGAUGAAGACAGCUUUGGCGCCCACCCCAGCUGACCCCUCCCAGUUGCCUGGCUUGCUGGUUUUGGAGCUCAGCAUGGAAGCCUUCACCCUAGGAGGAGUGUUGGCUUCAGCAUACGCCCUAUUCCUAUUGAGUCAGAGGAAGCCAGGGUGCUGCCGGAGCCAGAGUCUGCACUACCAGGAGCUGCAGGAGGGCCUCUCUGCGUUGGAGGAGGAAGCUCCCGUUCUGGAGAAUGGUCCCACGAUGGCUAGUCCAGCAAACUGAACCAAUAAAUAAGUGACCCAGCCACGAAGGGACAACUCAGGCGAUGCGCCCCUUUUGCUCCCCUUU